UGCCCCGUCAUUUGGUGUGUCAGUGGGGGGAGGAAUAGUGCCCCAUCAUUGGUGUCAGUGGGGGGAGGAAUAGUGCCCCAUCAUUGGUGUCAGUGGGGGGAGGAAUAGUGCCCCAUCAUUGGUAUCAGUGGGGGGAGGAAUAGUGCCCCAUCAUAGGUGUCAGUGGGGGGAGGAAUAGUGCCCCAUCCUUGGUGUCAGUGGGGGGAGGAAUAGUGCCCCAUCCUUGGUGUCAGUGGGGGGGAGGAAUAG
Molecule: messenger RNA, 249 nt
Organism: Staurois parvus
Lineage: Eukaryota; Metazoa; Chordata; Amphibia; Anura; Ranidae
Source: the annotation of a GenBank genome assembly